Molecule: messenger RNA, 4859 nt
Organism: Anopheles maculipalpis
Lineage: Eukaryota; Metazoa; Arthropoda; Insecta; Diptera; Culicidae
Gene: capu
Product: protein cappuccino
Exons: 8
Coding region: 28-4854 (1608 amino acids)
Biological process (GO): actin filament network formation; cortical actin cytoskeleton organization
Cellular component (GO): cytoskeleton; cytoplasm
Molecular function (GO): actin filament binding
Source: RefSeq, a predicted model, not a curated record
GCAUAAGGAUUUGACAGGACCUGCGUGAUGGGGAACACACAAGCACAACAUACGGCCACACAGCCGACCAGUGUGUUGUCAGCUGAGCAGCAACCAGCCUCAAGGUCGUCCAAAACGCCGUCUCUCUCCAAGGGUCGAAGUUUUAUCAAAUUCGGCAAGCGUAAGCAGCUGUUGGUGGAGCACGACAGCCAAGCGCCGUCGUUGGCCGGCGGAAGGAUAGUCAGCGAGGGAGAUGGCAUCAAAGCCGACCUUGCUGCUGCUGACACGGAAGAGGACGGCUUUUCGAAUAUACUGCUCGAGGUAGCUACUCACCUAGACCGGAACAACUCACACCGUGAGCAAAGCGAUGGUGGUAGUGAGCUUGCUGAGAAAUCAGCUGAUUCGAAUGCGCGCGACGAGGAGGAGUUUGAUUACAUUCAGAAACAUGUCCCAGCAGACGGCAAACCAUCCAAGCACGCAAAAGAUGUGUCGCGAUCCAUUUAUGACGCAACUGACGAUACUGAGCAACACACUGAACGAACACAACCCGUACCGGCUUCGACGACGAUGACGACAUCAACAACUGGGGGCAUGAUCGCCAACCCAAGCGCAUCUUCCACCCACCACGAUCACAAACCACCACCCUCACAAUGUAAGUCGCUGACCUGCUUGGAGACGCACAAUCACAACUCUUCACAACAAAUGCUUCCACCACCGCACCCUGUCUGCCCGCCAGCUGCAACUUGUACUAGCAGCACCGGUUCCGCUCGUACGCUCACUGACACCCGCGAAUGCAACAGCGCACCAACACCACUGCAAGAUAGCGGCUUGCCGGUCGCUACGCAUUCCGUUUCUAUAACAACAAACGAUUGGGAAACCCCCACCCAGCAGCGGGCAGCAUCAGCAGCGAUACGCAGCAAACCAGUUCCAGCCACGGACAGCACGUUCAGCGAUUGUGGUUGUGGUGGUGUGGUCGGCCAACAGCCAGCGAACCCGAUCAUUGUCACUACCGACUCGUGGAAAAGGGCCAAUUCGCUCAAUCAAAAUUCAGCCGCGCGUGAAAGCCAACCUUCGUCCAAUUCGUGCACGGCCGUACGCAGCAAAGAUACUCCGAAUGUCAUACACUUACGCGACCGUACCACAUCGUCAAGUUCCGACUCUAUUUUUACUGAUCCAGCAUCACCACAGGGCGGAUUUGCGACCGAAAUUAACGAAGCUUACUAUUCGGAAGAAAACAUCUGCGAUCUUACCGAAACACCUUCCGCGCCUCAGCAACCUCAGCUGCCAAUCUGCAGCAAUGCUUCACUGACCCACACUAACACCACUGGCAUUGAACGUGAGAAACUUCGACAAGCAAAGCACGAGCCCGAAAAUGUGUCCCACUGCAACGAAAAUAAUUCUAACCACAGACCAUCAUCACAUGCGAAUCUGCACAUCGAACACAACGUAAGCAACGUCUGCAUCGAGCCAGAAGCGGCCGUAUAUAACUCAUCGGACUCAUCCACACCGUCGCCGGAUGACAGUAUGGAACGGAAGCGAGUGUCUCUGUCUCACCGUAGAACAACUGCCGGUGGUGGUGGUGCUACGAUCACAGGCAGCAAUGGUACCGCAUCAGCGGGUACCGGUACACGUGUUCCACCAACGAAUGGGACAAAACCUACGAAAGUGUUGACCAAAUCUGGCCUUUACGUAGGAACAAAGCUACCGGUGCUAACUGAUCGUAAGGUCGGUGCUAAUAGUAUUACCGGUACGGCCCCGGCAAACAGAGUCGUACGACCAUCGUACGUCCCAGAGAAGCUCAACUUUUUUUCAUACGAAAAAUUUGAAGGACAUAUGUUGAUGAACUGGCUAUCAUCAUCGCUGCCAGCGAAUAUACCAGGAGUAAACGAACAGGACCUGCAGGCUCUACUGUUCCAGUACUGCACAAAUCUUCUCGUUGCCGGUGUCAUGAAGCAGAUACCUGACAAACAUGCUCCGCCACAAGAUACAUUCCGGACGAACCUCAUGUACCAGUGGACACACACCGAACCCCCAACACCGACACCUGUUACUCCUGGCCGACUAGAACCUCAUGUCGUAUGGCCACAUGCGUCGGCUUCGCAGGGCAUCGCCAAAAGCGUUUCUCACCAAUCGACUAGCACAAAUACGGAGAACCUCGCGAAUAAGUCUGAAAACGGUAGUACACACAUGGAACCCGGUCACGAACAGAACGACGAGCGAAAGGAAAGUGAUUUCCUGCUCCUGCGCCGUAGGAUUGCGAGCUGCGAAACGAUCAGCCAGUUAAAACGAAUUUUACUGGAGCUGUUUUUUAACGAUGGCUUGCAGCCUGAAGCAGCUGACGCGACGGCCAAUACCAACGAUCAAUCAAUAAGCAAUAGCUAUCGGUUACUUAUCCAAGAUUUGCUGAACGAUUCGGAUUGCACAAUAUACGACAAAGCGAAGACAGAUCUACUAAACGACACCGAUUAUACCGUAUUUGCAGCCCGCACAAGCUCUCCAAAGCGGAAAUCUCUUACCCAAGAGAACAAUAAUUCAAGCGCCGGAACUUUUAGCCAAAGUGGAGAUGAUCUGAACCUAAGUUCCGUUGCAUGUGAUACUACAACGACUGCGACUGCGCACCAAACAUUCCUAAAUACCAGUAUUACUGCCAGUAAGAUAAGUGAUCUUCCAGAGGAUGACAGAACGUGGGUCUCUAACGAAGCAACUAAGCCUAACAUUAGUAACGACAGCAAUAUGCCGUGUACUCCUCCAUCGAUGGCAAAUUACAUUUGUGCUAGCUGCGCCAAAACGCAAAUAUCUGCAGCAAGUACGCUGACCGCAACGUUGAACCAAUUUGUGGAAGAAUCCACAACGAACUGCAAACAGCCUGCAUUGAUGACACGGGAAACGCAAACUGACCCCAAUGAUAACAAGCAUUCCCAGGACGAUCCAGACAUUCCAUGUCCUUCUGACAUUAAGCCUUCAUUACUACCGCCGCCACCGCCUCCACCACCACCACCACCACCACCCUUUUUCAAUAAUGCACAAUUACCUCCUCCUCCACCUCCUCCGCUACCCACAUCAUUACCACCAAUCCCCCCACCACCUCCACCAAUGUUGGGCGAGGGGGGUAAGCUUUCCUUCGCUCCUCCGCCACCACCACCGCCCCCGCCGAUGGGAAUGGGGGGUUCGAAUGCGGGUGGAGCUGCUGGGACAGCUUUGACAGCGGGACCACCACCCCCUCCGCCAGGUGGUAUUGGUGCAAAUGGGCCGAAUGCAGCAGCUCCACCGCCUGGACCAGGUAAAUUAGCGUCAAGUGCCUCUACUAGUGCGAACACCAGUGGCCCUCCGCCACUACCACUACCCAUACCAGUGCCCGGAGGAUGGUAUGCGGCGAAUAUCUUGCGCAAACAACCGGUAAAUCCACCGAAACCGAUGAAGCCCCUCUACUGGACCCGUAUACUAGCACCAAAAAGUACUAACGGGAAAAGCUCGAAUGUGAUGUCGACGUCGCUGAGCGACGAAACUGACGGAACAUCGUCCUCCUCAAUAGCAAGUAUCUCGGAAACGACGGACGGUGAAACGGCGCAGUCCAGCUCCAAAGUUCCCGAAACAAAGGAUGGCUCGCCGCCCCCAUCGAUGGAGCCCGAUAAGCGGCGCCCCGGUUUGUGGCAAGAGCUGGAGGAAACGAGCCUCGAUAAUUUGGAAGAGUUUACGCAACUGUUUUCUCGCCAAGUGAUCAUACCGAAGCAACGGCAAAAGGUUGAAAAGCCGGAAAAGGCGAUUAAAAUACUCGACUGCAAGCGAUCUCAAAAUGUGGGUAUAUUCGCGAAAAGUUUGCACGUAGAGUGGGAUGAAAUUGAAUGCGCCAUCUAUCAUUGCGACACGUCCGUCGUUAGCCUGGAAGCGAUGCAAAAAAUCCUAGAAAUCAAAGCCAGUGACGAGGAACUGAUGCAGAUCCGUGAGUACGCGGAGACCAGUGUGACCAACAAUAACAAUGCAAUCCCGCUCGAUCAACCGGAACAGUUUCUGUUGCGUAUAUCGAGCAUAUCGUUCUUUUCAGAACGCAUAUCGUGCAUCGUGUUUCAGGCUGAGUUUGAGGAGCAUUACAAAGGUGUUUCGCGCAAGUUGAAAACAGUGAAACAGGUCUGCGAAUUUUUGAUGGAGAGCGAAGAGUUGAAGCAUCUAUUCUCUAUCAUUCUCACGCUUGGCAACUUUAUGAACGGUGGCAACCGUACCCGUGGGCAGGCGGACGGUUUUGGGCUGGAGAUUUUAAGCAAGCUCAAGGAUGUCAAGUCGGCCGACACUAAUACGACGCUAUUGCAUUUUAUAAUUCGUACUUAUAUCAGCCAAUGUCGUAAGAGUGGUAUCAUACUGCAGGAAAUUAAGCUCCCCAUUCCAGAUCCUGGCGAUCUGGAUAAGGCCGUCAUAGUGGACUACGACGAUUGUCGAUUGCAGCUUACCAUGUUACGCUCGAAAACGGAAGAGUGCCGUCGGACUGCAGACAGAGUCAUUAAAGAGUCGACAGAAGAUCAUUUGCAUCCUUUUAAGGAAAUAAUGGAAGAGUUCAUCGAAAAGGCUACUGCACGCAUCGGGAAGCAAUUCUGCAAGCUGGAGGAAUGUUGCGAAUGUUUUGUCCGAACAAUGCGCUUCUACCAUUUCACACCGAAAACGGGCACGCUGGAAGAAUGCAAACCCGAAAUGUUCUUCGAGCUGUGGCUACCGUUUGCUCAUGACUUUAGGAGUAUUUUUAAGAAGGAAAUGCAGCAUCACUUGAAUGAACUUUUGAAAAAAACCAAACGUCCACCAACAGCACCGUCCGGUGCGAAACAAGCCACAGCAAAAGCGAAACCCGGCUCGCUGAAAGAACGUAUGAAGCGAUUGAUGCAAAACUAAGUGCU